Molecule: messenger RNA, 4118 nt
Organism: Chrysoperla carnea
Lineage: Eukaryota; Metazoa; Arthropoda; Insecta; Neuroptera; Chrysopidae
Product: homeobox protein prospero-like
Exons: 4
Coding region: 146-3769 (1207 amino acids)
Biological process (GO): regulation of transcription by RNA polymerase II
Cellular component (GO): nucleus
Molecular function (GO): DNA-binding transcription factor activity, RNA polymerase II-specific; RNA polymerase II cis-regulatory region sequence-specific DNA binding
Source: RefSeq, a predicted model, not a curated record
GAGGCGCAUCAUAUUAACUGCAGUCUGCUGAGGCAAUUCCCCUACUAUCUAAGGAGGACCUCUUUCAAGUUGAGAACGGGGGCACAUAGCAGCAAACCCAGGGUGGGGGUCUGGAGCCCUCAGCCAACCACGUUGUACCAAACCUAUGAUGUCAUCAGAGGAGGAGACUGGUGAUUGUUUCGGCCUGUAUGGUGAUAAACUACUAAGCAAGAAAGCAAAACGUACCAGACAACGCGUGGACGCCGGUGAACCACGUAACAGUUAUAGUUCGAUACCAAAUUUCAGUUCGCGUCCGUCAUUCUUAUCGGGAGGUUUAUACGGUGCAAUUUUUUCAUCAACACAACAACAGCAUUUCGGUUUAUUCGCGCCGGGUUUUGCACCGGCUAAAAUGCUCAACGAGCUAUUAGGCCGACAAGUGAAGCAAGCUACUGAUGCAAAUAAUUGUAGUCCGGACAAUAUGAUGACAAUGGACCAAGCCUCGGCCGAUGUGCCGAUUAAAUUUGAGUGUAAUACACCAGUGAUACGACGUGGUUUAGAUGAUAGUGCACCAGAUAGUACGGAAUUAGCUGCUCAUCAUAUGUUACGUGAUAUUUUACAAGGACGAAAACAUGAGUUGAUGGCACUCGAACACGAAUUACGUAAUAAUAAUAGUACUGAAAAUAAUAAUACAUUACCAAAUAAUAAUAAUAAUAAUAAUACAAAUAACAAUAACAAUAAUAACAAUAAUAAUAAUAAUAAUAACAAUAAUAAUAAUAACAAUAAUAACAACGAGAUAAUAAAAAGUGAAGAAGCUGAAGCAGCGGUAGCAAUGCAAGAGUGUUUAGCUGAAGCGGGUGUUGGUAGUCAACAACAAGCGGAACUAAUGGAAGAAGCGUUAACAGGUAUGGAAAGUAAAUCAUUGCCAUCACCUAAGACAGAUCAAGAACCAGCAUCACCAGCACGACCUGAAGAUGCAAAACGUGCGCGUGUAGAAAAUAUUGUAUCAGGAAUGCGUGCAUCACCCGUACCCCAGCAAAUAACACACACACCUGUAGUGAAUGGUUGUAAAAAAAGAAAAUUAUAUCAACCCCAACAGCAUGAUGCUGGUUUAGGAAUUUCAUCAUUAUCAAUCAUUGACGAUGAUGAUGACGACGAACCAGAACCAUUAAGACAGAAACGUGUUGAAAAAGAUGCAUUGAAAUCACAAUUACGAACAAUGCAAGAACAAUUAGCUGAAAUGCAACAAAAAUAUGUGCAAUUGUGUACUAGAAUGGAACAAGAAAGUGAAAGUCAAGAAGUGGAAGAAGUGACUAGUGAUAUUGAACAGGAUGUGGCCGAUCAAAAACCAUUUAGAAGUCCGACAGUAUCACCACAGCCGCCUACGAUAGUACGUGAACAACAACCGUGUAAUGUUGUUGUGACACCUACGGGACCACCUCCAACGGGUCCACCACAAAUGUUAUCUCAAGUUAGUAAAAUGAUGCAAUCAGCAGUGAAAAUGCAUCCAAGUGUUGUAGGACCACCACCACAACAUAUGAUGCAUGCUGCGGGACCAUUUAAUGGAAUAUCCAGUUUGAUGCAUAGUGAAAAUGGGCCAGGUCCACAUCCUGGUUUAAGUAAUGCUGCUGCAAUGUAUUUAGGUGUAAGUCAUAAAUUUUUUCUUGAACAAGAAGCGAGGCUAGCUAAAGAAGCAGCCGAACGACAACAUCAUAUACAACAACAACAAGAACAGCAAGCACAGCAAGCGCAACAGGCACAACAACAAGCUGUUGCGGCAGCGGCUGCAGCUGCAGCAGCCGCAGCGGUUGCAGCACAACAAUCGCAAACACCUCAAUUACCUACACAAUCACAAACAAGCCAAAUUAAUCAACAACAGCAACAGCAACAACAGCAACAACAACAGCAACAACAACAGCAGCAAACACAGCAACAAACGACACCUACUCAUCAAUCGCAGCCACUGCAACAACCAUCGACACCGCAACAACAACAGCAACAAUCACUACCGCAACAGCAACCAAAAGAAUUAUCCGAACGAUUACAAAUGUUACGACAACCAACGAUUACGGGAUCUGAAUUGGAAGGUUUAGCGGAUGUAUUAAAAACAGAAAUCACAGCAUCAUUAACAAAUUUAAUUGAUACAAUAGUGAGUAGGUUUGUGCAUCAACGACGUUUUCUUGGAAACAAACUAAAUGAAGCAGCAGCUGCAGAACAAUUAAAUAAGGAUUUAUUGUUGGCGUCUCAAUUACUGGAUAGAAAAUCACCACGUAUAAAGGUAUCGUCUUCAUCAAAUCCAAUACAAUCUUCAUCACAACCUCCACCCCAACCGCCAUCACAAGGUCCUUCAUCAUCACAACCGAGUCCUCAGGGUUUACCACCAAUGAGUAUAUCAAGUCCUAUGCCCCCACGAAUGAAUGGUGCUUCAUUUCCUCAACAAAUGUCUUCAAUGAAAUUACAGCAUAUGGCAGCACAAGUUUCGGGAAACGCGGGAAAUGGGCCAAUGUCCGAGCAUGUCCGAUUUCAAGCGCCAAAACCACCACCAGGAAUGAAUUCAGUGGCAGCAGCAGCACUGUAUGGAUUGGGUCCCCAACACAAUCCAUUUUGCAUGCCGCCAGAUGGAAGAGAAAAUCCUGAACAAAAUGAGGCGCUCAGUUUAGUCGUUGCACCAAAGAAGAAGAGACAUAAAGUUACAGAUACAAGAAUAACACCCAGAACAGUUAGUAGGAUAUUGGCCCAGGAUGGUUUAGGUUUAGGAUCACCAUCAGGUGUAUCAGUAGAAGGUUCAAGGGGACCCAAUGAAUGUUCAUCACCACGACCAUAUCACCCACCGCCACCAAUGUUGCCAGUUUCACUGCCAACAUCAGUAGCGAUACCAAAUCCAGGUUUACAUGAAUCACAAGUAUUUUCACCGUACAGUCCUUUUUUCACGGGACCUGGGGGGCACCACCAUGGGCACCAUCACAUCGUGCCCGGACCAGCAGGAUCAUCACCACCACGGCUGGGCAAACUCGAGAGGGACUCCCCACCAUUACCACAUCCACCAACGCUUCUACAUCCAGCACUUUUGGCUGCGGCACAACACGGAGCUUCACCUGAUUAUAGUGGCCACAUGAGGUCUUCGUCAGGCGGUCUAAAUAUGACAGAUUCAGUAGAUCCAAAUAGUGAUUGUAAUUCAGCGGACAUCAGCUACGAUGGAAUUCAGCCUACAAUAUCCUUUUCAAUGCAAUAUAAAAACAAAUUACAUGAUUACAGUGACUACAAAACAAGAUAUUUUUUGUGCGAUGAUUCUUCUAUAUCGUCAACUCUAACUCCAAUGCACCUUCGAAAAGCCAAAUUGAUGUUCUUCUGGGUGCGAUAUCCAAGUUCAGCAGUACUCAAGAUGUAUUUUCCAGAUAUCAAAUUCAACAAGAAUAAUACAGCCCAACUAGUCAAGUGGUUCUCAAACUUUCGAGAAUUCUACUAUAUCCAAAUGGAAAAAUAUGCACGACAAGCAGUUAGUGAAGGUGUUAAAAAUGCUGAAGAUCUACAUGUUGGAGCAGAUUCAGAAAUUUAUCGAGUUUUAAAUCUUCAUUACAACCGCAAUAACCACAUCGAGGUAUGGGGUCCUCAGGUUCCAUCAAAUUUUCGGUUUGUUGUUGAACAAACAUUACGAGAAUUUUUCAAAGCAAUUCAAGGAGGAAAAGACUCCGAACAAUCAUGGAAAAAAUCAAUAUACAAAAUAAUAUCGAGACUCGAUGAUCCAGUUCCAGAAUAUUUCAAAUCACCAAAUUUUCUGGAACAACUUGAAUAAAACUUAGAAGAUAUUGAAGAUACGGAACUUGUGUGUGAUUAACAAAUUUAAAAAGAAAAAAAACUGAUAUUUAAAAAACAAUUUAUUAAUCGGGCAUACAGUUCAUGUGACCAAAAAAUAUUUUUAAAAUAAAAAAUCUUCAAUAUUUAAACAAACAAACAAAACUAAUCUCCAGGCUAAAUAUGUGUUAAUGUAACUAAAACAAAAACUAACAAGAUUUUAAAAUCUGCGUGAAAUAUUAUAUUUAUUAGUUUUCGAAUUAUUAAAGACAUUAAAUCAAUUUUAAAAAACAAAUUUUAAAUAUGGAACAAUCGCUGAUUCUUGUAAACUGUGCGAUAUGAUGAACUAU